Liolophura sinensis is the source of this 4288-nucleotide messenger RNA. RefSeq lists its product as uncharacterized. The record is from RefSeq and is a predicted model, not a curated record. The transcript has 14 exons. Gene Ontology annotation, biological process: cilium assembly. Lineage: Eukaryota; Metazoa; Mollusca; Polyplacophora; Chitonida; Chitonidae. Bases 1 to 2235 code for a protein of 744 amino acids.
AUGGCGGCAACUCAGAGGGUUUUUCGAAAAGGAAGAACGACAUCAUGCAUUGUUGUAUACGUUCUCUGGCUUACUGUUCUUGUACAUCAUGUCCGCGCGCAGUCUUCAAGUACGGACAGCACUAACAAUCCUACAAGUGCUGCCGCUACAGUUACUCCAACCCCGGCUCCAUCGACUGCCGCUACAACACAAGCCCAGACAACGCCAGCUCCUACUUCAAGCCCCCAGACAUCUUUCCCACAAAAUGCAGAUCUCGGCCCAUGUCCUUGUGACCUGACCAGUAAUGGUUGUGAUGUCAACUGCUGCUGUGAUACAGACUGCUCUGACAGUGAUAGGCUGGCAUUCUCGUAUUGCCUGCCUAAUUCUUAUUUAUCUAAAACAGAUGACAAAGUAUGUUUCCAGAGGGAUGUAAUAAUUAUACAUAAUACUCCAUUUGAGAAGAACACAACCCUAGAAGGAUUAUUUUGUGUUUAUUAUGACAAUUAUGCUAAAAGGAAUUACUACAAUAUCCCCGAUGUUAUAACUGCUGAUGACACUGACAGGCUAGACAUGUAUAUCAAUCGAUACGCUGGCCCAUCAUUCCAAACAGGGUCACGAAUGGACCCCAGACAGUUCCCCCAACUAUAUCAGAGUGGUGCCCCAAUAUACACUGUGUUUAAGAACAAUGCAUUAGGUGUUCUGGGCUUACCCACAGGCAUUCAUUCCUCUGUGUGCGAUGAUAACAAUCCAGCAGCAUACCUGUAUGGCCAGACAUCUACCUGUUCCCGAGAUUUGGUAGAUCUGGGAGCUACCUGUGAAACAUCAUUAGCAAUCAGAGCGUCUACCUAUUAUGCAGGGUUUAAGGUGGUCAUGAAUCCCUUCCUCUUAAGCACCUAUUUUAUAAACGACACCUCAAGCAUAAGUAAUGGUAAUAGGAGUUAUUCUGAUACCACGGAUCCCUCUGAAAUGAUAACCGUGACCGUCACAAUAAUAACACCCACUCUGCCAAUGAGCAUGACGCCUCCACCUCCUAUCACCCCCCCAGCCGAUGCCUUGUUUAACUUCCUCCCUCUGCUGCUUUCUUCUCCUCAACCAGGAUUUUGCGACCUUGUGAGCAUUGAUGACCUGUACAACAACAGUUGUGUUUUGAACGUGAUCCCGCAGCUUACUCACACAUGCGUGUCUUCACCAGGAGGAAUUCCUCAGCUUUGUAACUUUACAGUUCUGCCAGAACCCCGGUAUAACAACACCACAGGAGAGUGUAGUGAUGCUGUCACUCAGGUUGAGUACACCAUAACUACAAAUGGAUCGAAUGGCAUCAGCAAGGUUGAUGUUGCAUUUGUGUUCAGUACAUUACAACAGAGUGAUCUCCCCAUUAGUCAGACUUUCAUCACGCAGUUUAAAGGGGUGAAUGAGACGGAGCCUGUAGAGUGGAGUGGUAACCCGGGCUAUGUGGUUGGUCAGCCAGUCAGGGCUGGUCAGCUGGUCAGACAGCUGGACCCAGUAGAUGCUGUCGUCCUCUUGGCAGUACAACAGAACGGCACCAAACCCGAAGACAACUCCCUGACCAUUCUCAAACCAUCAGUGUCAGGAGAUUGCAGCACAGGAACUGGAGGCAGGACUAAUGUGCUGUUCGGAGAGGAAAUGAGAUCAGGGUGCUUUAUCAGUUUCAAUAUGUCUGAUAUGGCGGAUGGUUGUCAACUUAUGCAGGAGAUUGCCUUACUGUCCCUGUGGCCCUAUGGUCCCAACCCCCCGACGAACUGGUCUGUGGCUACGUUUGGUAACUCCGACCCUCUCGUUGUGGGAGACUGGGUCUCCAUUCUGGUGCAGAACACACCUAGAACACCUGUUGCUGGAAAUGGUGCAGAGUGUAUAGACAUGGUGUUAGGGAUGCACAUACAGAUACUGUACGCUAACGUGGGCUCCCUGGCUAACCCCCAAGCUAAGAUAGUGGGGGUGUCCUUCAUCUACGAGAACCCACAGACCAUUGCCUUCCAGUGUGUCGGUGCUUACUGCCUGCCUGGUACUGAGAGUGCCCAGCAGAGGUUUGAGGUUGUCCAGUCUGUCUCGUUUGUGGAUGUCUCCCAGCCUGCAGCAGAAGUCUAUGCCGAGGCUCCAUUGUUUCUUGCCAAAGUACCAUAUGACUUUUUCUACCCAUUCUCUCUUGGGAGUGGCACUUUAAUCCAGCCACAGACUUUACUGAUAUUAUCAGCUUUAUUGUCAAUAUUGGUGUCAACAAAAUUUACUUAUUUAUAGUAAUCCUAUGGUUGAUUUUCCUUACCACAUUGUUAUGUGUAUGUCUUGUAUAGUAGUAAUGUUUUUAUGUAUUGCAUGUGGUACUGUCUGUAUAUACUGUAGGUUUUACAUUGACGGAUAUUGAUUUAUCAUGAUGCUAUUUUCCCAGGUCAUGGAGGGGUUAACCUCUAACUUUUUUUUAGGGUAGCCUGUCCAGUUAAUAUACUUGUACUUUCUUGUCUAAAGUGAAAAAAUGGAUGGGUAAUUUUCCAUCCAAACUUGCCUUUUAUUGGUCGCUUAAAAUGGCGAAUUUCAUCGUGGUGAUAAUACUCCGUCCAUCUUUAAAAGAAAGGUGAACAAGAUACAUUGAAGGACAUUCUUAGAUUCUUAAAAAGGGCUUUAGUGAGUGAGUGAGUGCUUGGGGUUUAAUGUCGUACUCAACAAUUUUUCAGUCAUAUGACGACGAAGGAAUCAUUAGGGUGCAUGCACGUGUAAUGUGCCUCCUUGUUGCAGGACGGAUUUCCACCGCUCUUUUAUUUAGUGCUGCAUCACUGAGACGACUUACCGAAGGCAAGUAAGCCGCCCCGCCCGAGCCAUUAUACUGAUACGGGUCAACCAGUCGUUGCACUAUCCCCUUCAUGCUGAACGCCAAGCGAGGAAGUUACAACUUCCUCUUUUAAAGUCUUAGGUGUGACUCGACCAAGGAUUGAUCCUGGAUCUACCGGUCCCGAAGCGGACAAAAAGGGCUUUAAGUGUGUUGCCUAGGUGUUUGUUAGGCUAAACUACAUUCCUGUUUAAUAUAUCACUACAGUGUUUACCCACCAUAAAUACUGCAUAUAGGAAAUACAAAGUUGGUAAAGCUUUCCAUCAGUUUCGUAAAGAUGCACUGUUUCAAAAAGUGUGUGUACCCUAUUCUUUUCUAUUUCAUGUUUAUUCAUCAGAAAUUUUCUGCUUAAAUUUUGUGCGGAAUAUGUGUACAUAUAGAUACAUAUAGUUUAAUUUUUCUUAGCAUAGCCCUGUAAAUAGUAUCAAUAGAUGUUGUGCUGCCUUACUUCAUCUACCUUCUCUAACAUGAAAUGGCAUUUUCGGAUCCAGCAUUGGUCAAGGAAGUAUUUGUUGUAUGGACCUAGAAAGCAUUUUCUUCAGUCACCAGAGCUAGUUAGAAGGGUGGUUUAUGGGUGGUAAACUGCCAGAUACAUGACGAACCAACCAACUCCUGCCAGACAGUCUGUUGUACUGGAGCCUGCAACCUAUCAUAGUUAUCAGGUAAUGAGAAUAAGGCUUCAACCAUAACAGCCAAUGAGUGCCCAUUCUGAAAAAUGACUUCUCACAGGUCAUUUGUGUACAGGGCAGCUAUUGUUAGGGUGGUAUUUGUUUUUGGAGGGACUCAUUUUAAAUGAUCGGAUUUGAAUUUUAUAUAUAUGUGUAUGUACAUGUGCAAGUUAUAAUCCGUCCAGUGACCAUCUCACGGUGCAAAGAUGGCAGUGAAUUGAUGGUACAUAGAUUUCGUUGUAACCAUAUUUAUAUAUGAACUGCAUGUACUUGAUUUCUAUUUAUUAUUAUAAAUAUAUAAUUAUCAUUUACAUGUACAUUCAGGUAAAAUCAUGUUGCCUUGUUGCCUUGAUCCGUUUGACCAUGCAAAAUUCUGAUCAGGCAAGCUUUUGGUACAAAUUGAUAUCCAUUUAUUUCUGUGACAAGUACAGAAUUAAUUUCUUAUUGCUUGAAAGUAGCUUUUGUAUUGAGCUAGCUGUAAAUAUAUUAUUGCCUGUUAAGUGCUUAACAUUUAGUAAUGUACAGUUUAUCAAUUGUAACAUUAAACCAUGUUGUCAAUUUGUGGCAUGUUGGGGCAAAUCAAUGUGGACAGUAUGAAAUACUUAUAAAUGAUGGGUUGUUAUAAAGGACAAGAAGUAAUAAAUUUUGCCAGUAGUAUGAUCUAUGAUGAUUAUCCAACAUGUCAAGGGGGACAUUCAUAUUCCUGUUGAUCCUGUAAGCUGCCAUGUCACAUCACAGAAACUAACUCCAUCAUCUCACGUUGACUUUGUGCUUAAUGUGAGGUCAGUAAAACUGAAACAUC